CUUAUUUUUGAAUUCUGAAGAUGGGUAUCAAAUUGAUGGGUAUAGCUCAUGCCAAGCAGAAACUCCAGCGAACGCUUUCAGCCAGAUUAGGAGCUAUCACAGACACUAAUGGUAUUGAUGUUCCGAAAGGCCAUUUCGCUGUUUAUGUUGGAGAAGGCAAGAAGAAGAGGUUUGUGAUUCCAAUAUCAUAUUUGAACCAUCCUUUGUUUCUAGACUUGUUAAACAAGGCUCAAGAAGAGUUUGGAUAUGAUCAUCCUACAGGUGGUCUUAUAAUCCCAUGCAGUGAAGACUACUUCAUUACCCUAACUUCGGCUCUAAACUCCUCAUGAUCAUAAUAAUGAUAGUUCUGUACUUCUGUAUAUGACCGGAAACAGGUCGAUUAUUUAACCAAUUAAUUCAUUUUUCUUUGAAUUUUGAUCCUACAUUUUAAAGUAACAGAACUUGAGGCUAAUAAGCGUGAGUCUCUUAAGUUUUGUGUUAGUUGUUAGUGCUUGAGUAAUACCACCCUCUAAUAUGUUUUUUUAAUUUCUAGUCAAAUUCUUCACCAUCACUAUCU
Messenger RNA from Fragaria vesca subsp. vesca, 556 nucleotides. Its product is annotated as indole-3-acetic acid-induced protein ARG7-like. NCBI's taxonomy places the organism in Eukaryota, Viridiplantae, Streptophyta, Magnoliopsida, Rosales, Rosaceae. Gene Ontology annotation, biological process: response to auxin. The coding region runs from base 21 to 329 and encodes 102 amino acids. The record is from RefSeq and is a predicted model, not a curated record. The transcript has a single exon.